AUGGAUCCUUCAUCAGCCGUCCUUGUGGGAGCCCACACGAGUCACAGGCAGCAACGUGAGAAUGACCCACACAUUGCUAUUCCCCGCUCCGUUAACCGGUCGCUCAUCCACGUCAGUCCGUUACGGCCGAUCCCAGGAGAAAGCGUGGUGUUUCCAUACCAAGUAAACAAGGGCCGCUACCAGUUCACCUAUUACCAGGCCGUGCAGGCAUGCAAGGAGCAGGAUGCUAAGCUUGCUACAUUCCAGCAGCUCUUCGAAGAGUGGCAGAAGGGUCUGGACUGGUGUAAUGCUGGAUGGCUGGAAGAUGGGACAGUUCACUAUCCGGUCGCUGUCCCUCGGGAGCCCUGUGGGGGCAAGAACCUGCCACCGGGAAUCAGGAGUUAUGGAGCCCGGGACAAGCAGCGUGACCGCUUCGAUGCCUUCUGUUUCACCUCCACCAUCAAAGGCUCGGUGUAUUUCCGGAAAGAGUCUGCCAUGUUUGACUACGUUGGGGGCACUAGUGCGUGUCGCCGUGAUGGGGCCGCCGUGGCCAAGGUCGGUCAAGUGUACUCAGCCUGGAGGUUCUCUGGGCUGAACCAUUGUGAGCCAGGCUGGCUGGCAGAUGGCAGUGUGCGUUACCCCAUUGUCUCUCCCCGGUCCCGGUGUGGGGGACCCCAGCCUGGUGUGCGCAGCCUCGGCUUCCCCAGACUCUCCCACCGUGCAUAUGGGGUCUACUGCUACAAACCACGAUGAGCUCUCCCUUCCCCAUCCCCAAAAUCACCCCACCCCACUGCCACCUUCACCACACAUCCUCUCAACCAUCCCCCCACAUUCCUUCCCUCACUGUUCAACAGGCUUGAGAGAGGCUGACAAGUUUCCGCCUAUUGCUGUGUAACAAGCUCAAGGAUGGAGCUGGAUGGUCUCCAGUUCCUGCAUAACAGGCUCGAGGAGCGGGCUGAAUGGCCUCCUCCAGUUCCUGUGCAACAAGGCUCGAGGAGGGAGUUGAAUGGCCUCCUGUUCCUCUGUAACAGGCUCGAGGAGGGGACUGAAUGGCCUCCUGUUCCUUUGUCACAGACCCGAGGGUGGGGCUGAAUGGCCUUCUCCUGUUCUUAGUUUCAGUGUGUCUCUGUACCAGACCCCUUCAUCCAGACGGGGGAAUGGAUAUAAACAACAGUCAUUGAUAAGUUCAUUUUAGGGAACUCAGGAGAAAUGUCAUCAUGCAGAGAACAGGGGGAACGUGAAACUACACUUCAAUGGAUUGAAUCAACUGACGCUUUGAAAAAGAGGAAGACGAGCAGAUGUGGGAAUGAUGACGGCUGGGGGAAAGUUGAAGAUGAUGUUGAGUGGCUGAGAGGAGAUAGGUGGAAUUGAAGGACAUCUGCGUGCAGCACUGACAAGACAUGCCAAACGGCCUUUCCUGCACUUGGAUACAACUUCUUUGCUCUGUACUAAUGUAACUGCUGUUGCCUCCUACUGGCCUAAUGUGUAAUGGUGACCAUCCAGAGCUAAGCUACUAGAGUCUGUUGUUUCUAAUAUUUAUUAGUGGGGACAUAAUUGGAACAGCAACUUCUAAAUAGGUUAUAAAGCACUACCUGCUAGCAUUAGCCAUGUCUUCACUGAUGAUCAUUUAAUAGCCACUUAGAGACACUAAUCAUCUGUAUCGUAAACCCUCCGUGGUUGGACUUUGGAAGUGAUUUGUGUUCUCCCUUGCUGCUAAUACAUAUUUUUGCAAGAUGCUGUGGAAUUAAAAUGGAAUUGUGAAUUUGUAAAUUUUUCAUUCCAUGGUUUCAUUUUUUUGUACUGAAUUCCUUGAUGUUGCCAGUUCUUAUCCACAGUUUGUGGAGGAUACACCAUGCAUUGGGUCCAUUCACCUAAGCGUCAGCUCUCAUCAUGUCUGAGUGACCGUUCUUCCUGGGAGAAUGGGGGUCGAUCAACAGCACAGACUAAGAUAACCUUUCACCAACCAAUAUGGGCCGAGACCAGGAACAAUCCCCAUGCUGGAACUAAAUAGGAUUGUGUACAAUAGGAGUGAAUGGGAAGGGGUUUGGGUCCAUUGGGAUUGUGUACAAUGGGAGUUGGAAGAGGUGUUGUAAUA
Messenger RNA from Chiloscyllium plagiosum (whitespotted bambooshark), 2074 nucleotides. NCBI's taxonomy places the organism in Eukaryota, Metazoa, Chordata, Chondrichthyes, Orectolobiformes, Hemiscylliidae. The record is from RefSeq and is a predicted model, not a curated record.